Molecule: messenger RNA, 879 nt
Organism: Emericellopsis atlantica
Lineage: Eukaryota; Fungi; Ascomycota; Sordariomycetes; Hypocreales; Bionectriaceae
Product: scaffold protein Nfu/NifU N terminal-domain-containing protein
Exons: 2
Coding region: 1-879 (292 amino acids)
Biological process (GO): iron-sulfur cluster assembly
Cellular component (GO): mitochondrion
Molecular function (GO): iron ion binding; iron-sulfur cluster binding
Source: RefSeq, a predicted model, not a curated record
AUGGCAUCACAGAGAAUCACAGCGCGCCUCAUGGCGCAAGCAGUGCGGCCAGCCGCUGUCACCAGAACUACGGCACCACGAGCCAUCCGCGCUCUGAGCACCAACCCGCGUCUCCCAUCUUCAAGACCACUUCUUCGCUCGCCGAAGCUCGCCCCAGCGCUUCGAGCCGUCCCCUCUGGUGUACGAACCAUCUUCAUCCAGACCGAGUCGACACCGAACCCCGACGCCCUGAAAUUCCUCCCCAAUCAUCGCGUUAUCCCGGACGAUGGCAGCAUUGCGUCCCCCUUCAUCGAGUACCUCAGUCCUCGUGCCACCAUCUCGCCACCUCACCCCUCGCCCCUGGCGGCCAAGCUGAUGAACAUUGACGGCAUCACAAGCGUCUUCUACGGCAGCGACUUUAUCACAGUCACCAAAUCAGCAGACGCAAACUGGGCGCACGUCCGACCAGAAAUCUUUGCGCUGAUCACAGAGGCUAUUACGAGUGGCGAGACGAUUGUGAACGUGGCCGAGCGCAAGGAAGGAGAUGCCGCCGCGGAGGAGGACAGCCUGGCGUACAACGAGAACGACAGUGAAGUCGUCGGCAUGAUCAAGGAGCUCCUGGAGACAAGGAUCAGGCCCGCCAUCCAGGAGGACGGCGGUGAUAUCGAGUUUCGUGGUUUCGAGAAUGGCAUGGUGGCCCUGAAACUGCGCGGUGCCUGCCGGACAUGCGACUCGAGUACCGUCACCCUGAAGAAUGGCAUCGAAAGCAUGCUGAUGCAUUAUAUUGAAGAGGUGCAGGGUGUCCACCAGGUCUUGGACCAGGAAGAGGAGGUGGCUCUGCAGGAGUUUGCCAAGUUUGAGGAGAAGCUCAAGCAGCAGAAAGGCGCGGCACCAGCAUAG